Messenger RNA from Macadamia integrifolia, 1666 nucleotides. RefSeq names its product amidase 1-like. Bases 137 to 1447 code for a protein of 436 amino acids. The record is from RefSeq and is a predicted model, not a curated record. The transcript is spliced from 9 exons. NCBI's taxonomy places the organism in Eukaryota, Viridiplantae, Streptophyta, Magnoliopsida, Proteales, Proteaceae.
GGAAAUCAGCUAUAAAAGUGAGAACCAGGAGUCCCGAUGAAAAUAAGCUUCGACAAAAUAUCUCAACCCUGAACUCAGAGAGAGAGAGAGAGAGAGAGAGAGAGAGAGAGAGAGAGAUUUGAAUUGUGUUCUAGAGAUGGCGGCGGUAAAGCCAGAGUUUGGAGCUUUCAUGGAGAAAUUCGUACUAAGUCCUCCACUGACUGCUUCUACUCAACAACUCCCACUGAGCGGCCUCACAUUCGCCAUCAAAGACAUAUUUGAUGUUGAAGGGUACGUGACUGGAUUUGGUCAUCCGGAUUGGGCCAGGACCCACUCCCCUGCCGUAUCAACCGCUCCCGUUGUUACAGCUCUCUUGAAUGCUGGUGCCACAUCCGUUGGAAAAACUGUCUUGGAUGAAUUGGCCUACAGUCUGAAUGGAGAAAACAUACACUAUGGAACACCCGUUAAUCCAUGUGCCCCAGAUCGGAUACCUGGAGGAUCUUCAAGUGGAUCUGCUUGUGCAGUGGCAGGAAAUCUUGUAGAUUUCUCCUUAGGCACCGACACUGGAGGAAGCGUAAGAGCCCCUGCAGCAUACUGUGGAAUUUAUGGGAUUCGGCCUUCACAUGAUCUUGUUCCUAUUAGUGGUGUUGUUCCUAAUUCACAGAGCUUUGAUACAGUUGGUUGGUUUGCAAGGGAUCCUGUGAUCCUAAAUAAAGUAGGGUGUGUGCUACUGCAAUUGCCUAAUGUGGAACCUGUACAACCAAGUCAAAUUAUUGUUCCAGAUGACUGUUUCCAACUUCUGAGCAUUCCCAGUGAUCGUUUGACCCAGGUUCUUCUUAAGUCUAUUGAGAAGUUGUUUGGAGGUCAAAUUGUUAGGCAUAUAAACCUUGGUGAUUAUGUUAAAGAGAAAGUUCCAAGUUUGAAGCGUUUUCUGGGUGAAGCCAAUGAUCAACUGGAGCAUAAUAUAACAUCAUUAAUGGACCUUUCCAGUUCCAUGAGGUUGCUUCAGAUGUAUGAGUUCAAAAAUAACCAUGAAGAAUGGAUCAGUUCAGUAAAACCUAAAUUAGGUCCAGGGACAUCAGGACGGGUACAGAAAGCCCUUGGGACAACAAGUGAAAACAUUGAGACCUGUCAGAAAAUCAGGAGUGAACACCGUGCUGCUCUUACUGAACUGCUCGGGGAAUACGGUGUCCUUGCUAUUCCUACACUUCCUAGGCCUCCAUUUAAAUUGCAAACAGAGGCUGCAACACUUGAAAAUUAUCGCGCUAGAGCAUUCAGCUUGCUGUCUGUCGCUGGAGUUGCUGGAUUUUGCCAGGUGAGUAUACCUUUGGGAAUGUAUGAUAACCUUCCGGUGUCGGUGUCUCUGGUGGCCAAGCAUGGUGCGGAUGGUUUUUUGUUGAAUCUUGUUGAGAAUCUUCAUGAUUCUUUGAAGGAACAGAUUGAAAUUGCUCAGGGAAUGAGUUUCUGAAGUUGUAUCUUUGUACCAUUCAAGGUAAGCUUCAAGCUCAUCUGUAAGAUGUAAAAAUACAAUAAUAAGGGACAAUUCAUUGUCAUAUUGAUAUGUAUGGGUUUGAGACUAGGAAGAAUAAUCUUGUGUUAUACUGGGUUUCUAUAUUUGUUUCCAUUGUAACUUUUAUUACACCAUUUAAGGGUUUCUAGAAAUGUAAUCGGUUCUACAGUUGCUAUA